Emericellopsis cladophorae is the source of this 1857-nucleotide messenger RNA. RefSeq lists its product as uncharacterized. The record is from RefSeq and is a predicted model, not a curated record. The transcript has 3 exons. Gene Ontology annotation, cellular component: clathrin-coated vesicle; clathrin-coated pit. Gene Ontology annotation, biological process: clathrin coat assembly; clathrin-dependent endocytosis; vesicle budding from membrane. NCBI's taxonomy places the organism in Eukaryota, Fungi, Ascomycota, Sordariomycetes, Hypocreales, Bionectriaceae. The coding region runs from base 1 to 1857 and encodes 618 amino acids. Gene Ontology annotation, molecular function: SNARE binding; 1-phosphatidylinositol binding; phosphatidylinositol-4,5-bisphosphate binding.
AUGUCCAACUCAUUCGAGAAGUCCGUCAAAGGCGCGACCAAGAUCAAAAACGCCCCGCCGAAGACGAAAUACAUUGAACAUAUUCUCGUAGCCACACAUUCGGGAGAGGCGGGCGUCGGGGAAGUCUUUCGGGCACUUCAGAAUCGCCUGCGAGAUUCGACAUGGACGGUUGUCUUCAAGGGCCUGAUCACGGCGCAUCUGAUGAUUCGUGAGGGCGCCCCCGAUGUGACGUUGUCGUAUCUCAGCAAGCACCGCAAUGCGCUCGCAAUUAGCAAUUUCGCAGACGCGGUCACACAAGGACGCAACAUCCGACACUACGCACAAUACCUAUCCGAGCGAGCCAAAGCCUACCGCGACACGCAAAUAGACUGGGUCCGAGUCAACGAAUCCAAGCUGGAGGGUCUUUCGGUGGAGAAGGGUCUACUCAGACAGACCGAGACAGUCCAGCGCCAACUUGCUGCGCUUCUGAAAUGCGAGGUCUUCAGCGACGAGUCUGAAAACGAAAUAACCAUCACCGUCUUUCGCCUUUUGGUACUCGAUCUUCUGGCCCUGUUUCAAGUCGCCAACCAGGGCCUCAUUAGCGUGCUAGGCCACUUCUUCGAGAUGAGCAAGUCAGACGCAGAGCGGGCAAUGGAUAUUUACCGCACGUUCACCCGGCAGACGGAGCUUGUGGUCGCAUACUUGAGCGUCGCCCGGCAGCAUGAGCACCACACACGUGUCCAGGUGCCGAAACUGAAGCAUGCACCGACACACUUGGCGAGACAGCUUGAGGAAUAUCUGAACGACCCGGAUUUUGAGAUCAACAGGCGGCAAUUCAUCGCAGAACAGGAUGCCAAGGGCAGAGGCGGAGGCGGAGGGAGUACCGACAGUUCAACGAAGAAGGGGGAUGAUAUGAAGUUCCCGGAGCCGGCUGCGAACAACCCCUUUCCCAAGGCGAAUGCAUCAUCAUCAGCAAGCAGAACGCAGAGUGCGGCACAGCCUGCUGUGAGCAAACCACCAGAGGGCGACCUCAUCGACUUUUUCGAUUCAAUAGAGCAACCAGUCCCUGCGCAAGUUCAGCAACAACAAGUACAGGCCCAGCCAAGCGCAUUCGACGGUAUGCCACAGCGGAUGCCGCAGCAGACUGGCUUCCAGUCCAACAAUCCUUUUCCACAGCAGCAGUUGCCUCAGAUGCCCAUCCAGCAACAACCCACGGGCUUUUAUCAACAGCCCCAGCAGCAUGGUCUCCAGUCUAACUUUACAGGAGCCGGAUUUGGCGGGUUCGCGCCUCAGCCUCAGCAAGGUUUCCAACCGGGUGCUCUAGGCAGUAUCCCUCAGGAUGGUGUGGCCAGCUUCCAGCCGCAGCCUCAACAGCAACCCACUCAGACAGGCGGUCUCCAACCCAUGUCCACCGGAACGAACCCCUUUCGCCAGUCUAUGCUUAUGACGCAGCCCACUGGGGUCCAGAGUACUCCUGCGUCCAUGCUGGCUUCGCCUACAGGAUCCAACAGCCCCGGAAACCGCCAGUCCACUAACCCGUUUGCCCGCCCACCUCAAGGGCAGUCACCUCACACUUCAGGCAACGAUUCUCCACUUCAGACACAACAAACAGCCCCUUUCCAAGCCACGCCAACCGGUACCAACCCUUUUGCCCGCCAGCAGCCGGCAACGAACGCCAAUGCACCUCAACCCUCGACCGCCACCCUCGCGCCUCAGCCGACAGGCAGCACGAAUCCUUUCCGCCAAAGUGCUUUCGUGAAUCACAACGCAGGGCAGGGCUGGCAACACAACCAGCAGCCUAUGGGAGGCGGGCUGGAUCAACUACCCACCCAGCAAGUCUUCCCUCGUCCACUUCAACAGACGCCCUGGCAGCAGUGA